AUGCCAAAUAAUAAGGGCGAAGACGUGUUUUCUGAUGAAUGCUCCCUGUUGCAGCCUGGCGGUGAAAAACGGCGAGGAGCGGCCAAAAGCGCCAGAGGUGCCUGGCAACGGAGAACCUCUGCCGUCCCUCGAGGAGAUUCGAAGCUGGGGAAAGUCUUUCGACAUGCUGAUGCGAAGUGCAGGUGGGUAUUGCUCAAAGCCUAA
This is a messenger RNA of Gryllus bimaculatus (two-spotted cricket), 204 nucleotides long. The record is from the annotation of a GenBank genome assembly. NCBI's taxonomy places the organism in Eukaryota, Metazoa, Arthropoda, Insecta, Orthoptera, Gryllidae.